AUGGGUUCGACCAAGAUCAGCCUGAAGCUGCUGGUGGACACAAAGUCGAAGAAGGUGCUGUUCGCGGAGGCCGGAAAGGAGUUCGUCGACUUUGUGUUCAGCCUGCUGAAGCUGCCGGUCGGCGCCGUCGUGAAGCUCAUCACGGCGGAGACGAUGAACGGCAGCAUCGGGAGGCUGUACCAGAGCGUCGAGCACAUCAGCGCCUCCUACCUCCUCCCCAACAAGAACCGCGCCGACCUGCUCCAGCCCAAGGUGCUGCACCCGGACGCCCGCGAGCUGCUGCUGCUGCAGGGCAAGGGCCAGGGCGGGCAGGUGCCGGAGAGCGGGAGCGGCGCCGGCGCCGCCGCCGGGUCGCCGCCGGACAAGUUCAAGCUGUACACCUGCGCGGGGUACUGCGCCACGGCCGCCAUGGAGGCUAAGGCGGCGUGCCCGCAGUGCAAGCAGUCGAUGGCCACGGAGGUGGAGCUCGUGCUGCCGUCCGCCGCGCCGCCGCAGGGCCAGGCGGCGUCGUCGUCGUCGUCAGGCGACGAGGAGCGCAGCGGGUACGUGAAGGGGCUGGUGACGUACAUGGUGACGGACGGGCUGGAGGUGACGCCCAUGUCGGCCAUCUCCAGCAUCACGCUGAUCAACAAGUUCAGCGUCGGCAAGGACGUCGAGCUCGCCGAGAAGUACGCCUGCGUCGGCAUGGACGAGGGGCUGGGUCUUCUGAGGGCGGCGUUGCGCUCCGACACGGUGCUUUCCGACGUCUUCCUCGCCAAGAAAAACGUCAAGUGAAACAGCUGAUGAACACCGUUGCUCUUUUCUUCUAUCUGAGUUUCAGGAUUCAGAGUCGUUAUCUGUGUUGCACCGUGUUCCGGUCGAUUUGUUUGAUGAUGAACACCGGUAUGCAGUCUAUAUAUAAAUAUCUACUAAAUUUUGCUUAAUUGCUCAAGUACUCCUUUAUAGGUUCAUGUAUUGUUCCGGACAUUUCUAAGAUCUCCAACAUAUCUAUGCAUGACAAUGGAUCAGUCAU
This is a messenger RNA of Oryza brachyantha (malo sina), 1012 nucleotides long. RefSeq lists its product as uncharacterized. Lineage: Eukaryota; Viridiplantae; Streptophyta; Magnoliopsida; Poales; Poaceae. The record is from RefSeq and is a predicted model, not a curated record. The transcript has 2 exons. The coding region runs from base 1 to 774 and encodes 257 amino acids.